Messenger RNA from Penicillium subrubescens, 1365 nucleotides. RefSeq lists its product as uncharacterized. The transcript is spliced from 7 exons. Bases 1 to 1365 code for a protein of 454 amino acids. Lineage: Eukaryota; Fungi; Ascomycota; Eurotiomycetes; Eurotiales; Aspergillaceae. The record is from RefSeq and is a predicted model, not a curated record.
AUGGCUUCUGGCAUCUCCAAGCCUGCUUUCUGUCAGCCAUCGGACACCGCAGAUAUCUCGGUUUUUGAUAGUGAUGGAAGACUGGUCGCCACGGAUUUCAACGACAAUGAGGAGUUUACGCAGUAUAUUCAAAAAAGCGCAUGUCCUAACUUGCGGAUCGUCUCGAUAUAUUCCCAGAUCUCUAUCUUGCCCCUCAAAAUAUCCAAGGAUGCGCUAGAGACACUAAGAAUUAAAUACAGUAUUGGACCAGAAUUAUGCGAUCUAGCUUCGAUGUUUGGCAACAAACCACUUAGUGCUGGCGCGGGUGAGGGGGCGAUAACGGUUCAAGAAAGAGACAAUGGAAUCAAAGAUAUCAGUUUUAGUUUUACUUUUCCGGUGCAAACUGGGGCUGACCGUUGGACUAUGCGGCAGGUGGGAGUUUUCCACAGCCACGAUCCCAUGGGCAUCAAGAAUCUUUGGAUAUUUCUCCACGUCGGGCCCAACACGCCGGCGCAGCGAGAAAUUGAAAUUUUCGCAUCUCAGGUCUCUCAGCGUGCUGCGGAUGCUACUUGGUUUGCAUUACAUUCCGCUGCACUCUCUCCUUAUCUGGGCUCCUGGCGCUCCUACGUAAAUUAUCUCGGGUUCAAAGUGGAUCACUUUGUUGAUCAUUCACUGACCCUUAUCCUGUCGGAGAUUGAAAAUUCUACUUGGACUAACGAGAAACUCAAAGACCUUCAUUACUACGGCGAUCUUAUCUUGCCCAUUCGGUUUAGACUAGAGGUGGCGAUAGCAACUCUAGCAAAGCUACGAGAUUUGAGCAAGGAGUUCUCUUCCACUCAGGAUGAUGUUAAUGGUGGCUUUUCAAGACUUGCCACGCAUACCGCAUACCACAAAAUACGUCUUGAGAGGCUCGUGGCUGGGUCAGAAGUGAUUGGUCACAAGGUAAAAGAUGUUUUGGACAAGUUGGAAAUAGUAGUAAAUCUGCGGCUCAAUAAUAAAAUGCUCGACCUCAGCAAUAGGAUGGUGGAGUUGAACAAUCGCUUACUCACCGUCAAUGGUGGAUUACUUGAGCUUGGAAAGGAAAAUUUUGAUGAAAAUGCCACGGUCAAAGUGGUGACGUUGGUGACCUUGAUCUACUUGCCUGCAAGCCUUGUCUCAUCUGUUUUGGGAAUGAAUCUGUUCAAGUUUGGUGAUGGCACGACAGAAAACUUCACGAUAUCCAGGCAGUUUUGGAUAUUUGUCGUCGCUACUGCCAUAUUGGCAAUUAUAACCGUCGGCUGUUGGUUUAUUUGGACUCAUAAAGAACGCCUUAAGAGAGGGAAACAUCGGCUUCUGUUCCCAAAAUCUCAAAUCCUGGAAUCAGUCGAUAGGGAAAUUGGGAACUAA